UCAGGGGUUUUGCAUCCUCCUAGAGCAGAAAGAAAACUUCUACUACAAGCUUUAACCAGUGCUCUGCUGAGCACUGAUAGAAGUCACAAGACUGCUCUAACUGCUGAUGAGAAAAGGUAUUUAGCAGUUUAUAGUUACUAAAAUAAUUGCAUUUCCAUGUUCUGUGUACUGUGGGAGACCAGAUAUAGUGAAUGCAGGCUCAUGGGUUUAGUAACACUUUAAAUCUGUCUGGAAGAUGAUUGG
Molecule: messenger RNA, 243 nt
Organism: Staurois parvus
Lineage: Eukaryota; Metazoa; Chordata; Amphibia; Anura; Ranidae
Source: the annotation of a GenBank genome assembly